GUUUUCAGAUAUGUCUUCGGAUUUUGAGGACACGGAGGACAUGCAAAGAAAGACCAGGAGAAUCCAGAGGCAGUGUGCAAGGAAACGAACAAGAAGAUAUGAAAGAUCAACCAAUGAUCAAAGGAAUAACCCAGGGAAAUCUACAGAGUCCGAUGUGAUACCAAUUUUUUCAACAAGUGAAGAAGAUGGAGAAGCAGACAAAUCAAGCAAGCAAUCACAGUCACCUUCUCUUGAAAUAAUCCACAAAGAAAUGCUGGAUUCUUCAUUUGAAGCUGCUGGAUCCCAUCCUCAUGAAGGUGCAGACAAUCCAGAAGCUGAGGAUGACUGUUUCAUUCUAUCCCACAAUCAAGAUGCCGAUCAAGUUCUUCAGUUUACUCCAGUUGUGGCUAUUAAUGCAUCUGCUGAAGAUUUUGAAAUUCAGUUUGGGCCAGUUUCUAAUCAUGAUGAAGAGAGUCUAGACUCCACCCUUCUGUGGAACCAAGAUGACAUUAACUCCUCUCAGCAUUCAACACUGAAUGAUGGAGCUGCAUCAUUACACAGUAUCUUUGCACAGCCAGGCCAAAAUGACAAAGAAAUACACUGUGUUCAGAUUAGACGAAUUAAUGUUGUUAGUGAUCUCAUAAACAUUUUUAUGGAACCAGCAGUUAUGAAUGUUCAGCUAAAAAUGGAACUCAUAAAUGAAAAAGCUUUUGACAGUGAUGGUGUGUCAAGAGAGGUGUACUCAGCUUUCUGGGAACGUUUCUUAGAGCUGUGUGAGGGGGAGGAUGAACGAGUACCCAGGCUUCGACCAGACUUCACUGAAAAGCACUGGGAAGCGGUUGGAAGAAUUUGGUUGAAAGGAUACUUGGACCACAACAUCAUACCAAUCCAAUUGUCUCCAGCUUUUAUCCUCGCCUGCUUUCAGGGGGUUAGUUCAGUGGAUGAGGAACUGCUGAUGAUGUGCUUCCAUAGGUUCAUUUCAGCACAUGAACGGCUGACAGUAGACAAAGUUCUACAAGGAAACUUGGAUGAAGAUGUUGAGGAAGACUUGCUUGACCUAUUUUCAAGGAUGGGCUCACACAACUUGCCUACUAAAGAAAAUGUGCAGGCUUCCCUUUCCACAAUUGCACAUAAAGUUCUUCUUCAAGAACCAAAAUUUGUAAUAGACAGUUUUCACUCCUGUUUUUACAAUGCGGUGCCAUCACUAGCCAGCAAAGAAAAUAUUAUUGAACUUUAUGAGUCAAAGAGGGCAACAGACAAAAAAGUAGCCCAAAUGAUAAAACCAUCAAGUGAAAGCCUAAAUUCACAGGAGCAGACAGCUCUAAACCAUCUAUUGAGGUAUGUUCGAAGCAUUGACCAAAAAAAGUUAGAAACGUUCUUGCGCUUCUGCACAGGGUCCACAGUGCUAUGCAAAGACACCAUUGAAAUUACAUUUAAUAGGUUAUCUGGCUUAAAUCGAAGAGUAGUGGCACACAUGUGUGGAGCUGUCCUUGAGCUGCCAUGCACCUAUGUGUCAUACCCGGAGUUUAGAACCGAGCUAGACAACAUCUUGGCAGGGGACUGUUUUACAAUGGACAUUCUGUAGCAUUAUGCCCUUCAGUGUUAUUGUCCUUUAACUUUGAGUUUGAAAAAAUGUGAGUGGAGAGCCCAACCAACACUGGAAAGAAACAUUUUUUAUUUCAAAAAUAAUUGCCUGUAAAAAACACAAUGCUAGACAAAGUUAUAGGAGUAUUACGUCACACCACCUUAAAAUAAAGUAGAAGUAAAAAAAAGUUCAGAGUCUGUUUAUGUUUAUUUUUGACAGCUCUACAACGCAAAUUCUUGAUUCAAAACAAUGAUUUAGUUAAUCACAGUAGUUGAUGUUUCUGUGGUAAAAAGUUAACUUCUUUUCUUUUCAUCAUAACUUUCAGUUUUGUUCAGAAGAUUUUCAUAUCCAAAGUAACAUUUUGAGUGUUAUGUGAACAAAUAAACACACAUUGUUCAACUUUU
Molecule: messenger RNA, 1968 nt
Organism: Fundulus heteroclitus (mummichog)
Lineage: Eukaryota; Metazoa; Chordata; Actinopteri; Cyprinodontiformes; Fundulidae
Exons: 4
Coding region: 11-1564 (517 amino acids)
Molecular function (GO): ubiquitin-protein transferase activity
Source: RefSeq, a predicted model, not a curated record